Molecule: messenger RNA, 996 nt
Organism: Lolium perenne
Lineage: Eukaryota; Viridiplantae; Streptophyta; Magnoliopsida; Poales; Poaceae
Source: RefSeq, a predicted model, not a curated record
CUUCUAUAAAUGUUCCUAGACUACCCUCUCAACCAGGGGGUCUGAAAGGGGCAAAACGAUCUCGUUCGUCCGUUUCACAGCACAGUAAAGUUCUGAAACCCGCUUUUCACCUCAGCCGUUGGAUGUAGUAAGUUUUUCUGUACCGGCCGCUGCUUGUUCUAGGUGCAUGACGGCUGGGCCCGUGCAUGAGUGGGGCCGUUUGUUUGAGACAGCAAGCAUCCGUGCUCGCGUGGCUCAGAAAAACAAAGAGAGACAGCGGCGGCUCGGCCUACCCUCUCACUCAGUGUGGCUGCGCUGCCUCCUCUCCUCUCUGCUCCCAUGCUUGCUCGCGGCGACAGGGUGCUCCAGUGCCGGGUACGACACGGCCGGCGGCGGUGCGGCAGCAGCUUCGAGGAGCCGGGGUUGCGGCGGCCAGGACGCCCGCCCAAGCGACCCCCGCCGCCGGCCACACAUGAGCUUGGUCGAGAAGGGCGUCCACACCCGCCGGUGCUCGAGAUCUGGCGGAUGGAGGGUUGCAGCGGCGGCGGGAUCGAUCUUGGUCGUCACUCCAACCUGCAGAGCUCCGUGAUCGCGGAGAACCGAUCCAUGGGGGCGUCGGGGAAGUGGAUCAAGACGCUGGUGGGGCUCAAGCCGGCGACCGCAGCGGAGAAGCACGGCAAGGGGCGCAAGUGGAGCCGGCUGUGGCGGAGCUCCUCCGGCGGGCAGGGCCAGCGGGGCGCCGCGUCGGCGGCGGCCUCCGAGGUCUCCGAGACCUCGUCCUCCGCCGCCGCCGACGCGCUCAGCUCCGUCGUCGCGGCCGUCGUGCGCGCCAUGCCCGGGGACUUCCGCGUCAUCCGCCACGAGUGGGCCGCGCUCCGCAUCCAGACCGCCUUCCGAGGAUUCCUGGUACGCACACGCCGAUGCCUUCGCUCGCGUCCCCCUCCCUCAAAAAUCCCAGCUUCUUCAGAGUUUAACCUUGUUCGAUCUCUCUCUGCGCGCAGGCCAGGCGGGCGCUGA